Vicia faba (fava bean) is the source of this 2955-nucleotide messenger RNA. NCBI's taxonomy places the organism in Eukaryota, Viridiplantae, Streptophyta, Magnoliopsida, Fabales, Fabaceae. The record is from the annotation of a GenBank genome assembly.
AUGGGGACUGAAAAUCCGGGUCAUCCAAACUUCCCUUCAAGACCUAAUUCCUUGCCGUUUGCGGCUGCACAGACUACGACACCUUUUUCAUCGAUGGGUCCUGUGGCUGGAUCAGAGCCUCCUUCUUUCCAGCCCACUCCUCCUGUACCUCCCCAAGUGGCCACACCGUUUUCAUCGUCUGGACCUGCUGUUAGACCAGGGGCACCCAGUUUUAGACCUACACCGCCGGGCAGGUUCAAUGGCCCAUCAGUUCCUCCUCCUCUCCCAUCAUCCAAUGUUCCGCAAGCGCCAGGUUCUGGACCUUUCCAGCAUUUUACACCACCUCCCUUUUCGUCGACUGUUCAGCCUCCUCUCACACGGGCUCCACCCUUGGGACAGCCAUCAAUUCAUCAACAUGCAAGUCAAGUACCUCCCUUUCCUUCAUCUCUUCCUCCCCAGCAGCCGAUGCCUUAUGUUCAAAUGGGGUCUCCACCUAUGGGUUCAAAUGUUCCUUCUCAAUUUCAGCCAUCUGUUCCUGGAUAUGCCCGUAUGCAGCCUGGUGCUGAAAUGCAAGCUCCACCUAUACAUUCCUCUAUUCAUGCAAAUCAAAGAAAUUACGGACCCGCACCACCUGCAGCACCAUCUCCCUUUGCACCUCAUCAAGGAGGCUAUGCUUCAUCACUCCCGGUGGCUACUCCAAUAGGAGUCCAGCCAACACAGCAACCAGGAUAUGCACCCCCUCCUGGUGCCAUUCAGGGCUUGACAGAAGACUUCAGUUCGCUCUCAAUGCAAACUCGUCCUGGAACAAUGGAUGCAAUAUUUGAUGCUAAAGAUCUUCCAAGGCCAUUGGAUGGUGAUGUGGAGCCGAAGAAUUUGGCGGAGAUUUAUCCCAUGAAUUGCAAUCCUAGAUAUAUGCGAUUCACUACCAGUGCAAUUCCUAGCUCCCAGUCUUUAGCUUCAAGGUGGCAUCUGCCUCUUGGAGCAGUUGUAUGUCCACUUGCUGAAUCUCCCGAUGGGGAAGAGGUGCCGAUAAUUAGUUUUGCUCCAGCUAGUGUUGUACGCUGCAGAAGAUGUCGGACAUAUGUGAAUCCUUAUGUGACAUUUACAGAAGCUGGAAGAAAGUACCGGUGCAAUGUAUGCACCUUGCUUAAUGAUGUUCCUAGUGAAUAUUAUGCACAGUUAGAUGCCACUGGAAAAAGAGUUGAUCUAAAUCAGCGACCCGAGCUUACACAGGUUAGAAGUGGCAUGAUUGAGGUUGCAGCCCAAACAAUCAAGUCCUGCUUAGACGAGCUGCCUGGCUUUCCACGAACACAAAUAGGGUUUGCAACUUUUGACAGCACUAUUCAUUUUUAUAACUUGAAGUCAACCUUGAAUCAACCUCAGAUGUUUGUAGUCUCAGAUCUGGAUGACAUAUUUAUUCCGCUCCCAGAUGAUCUUCUUGUUAACUUAUCUGAGUCAAGAAGUGUGGUGGAAGCCUUCCUAGAUAGUUUGCCAACUAUGUUUCAAGAUAAUGUUAAUCUGGAAUCAGCUUUUGGUCCUGCUCUUAAGGCUGCUUUCAUGGUUAUGAGUACACUUGGAGGGAAAUUGUUAAUUUUUCAAAACACACUUCCAUCUCUCGGUGUUGGUCGCUUGAGGUUACGGGGAGAUGAUUCUCGGGUUUAUGGGACAGAUAAAGAACAUGGACAGAGACUGCCCGAAGAUCCAUUUUAUAAGCAAAUGGCUGCUGAGUUUUCUAAGUACCAAAUAUCAGUAAAUGUGUAUGCAUUCAGUGAUAAGUACACUGACAUAGCCUCCUUAGGAACUCUGGCAAAGUACACUGCUGGUCAAGUGAGUUACUAUCCAGCUUUCCAAUCAGCCAUUCAUGGAGAGAAAUUGAGUCAUGAAUUAAGGAGAGACCUCACUAGAGAGACUGCAUGGGAAGCUGUAAUGCGUAUUAGAUGUGCAAAAGGUGUUCGCUUCACAACUUAUCAUGGAAACUUCAUGCUAAGAUCCACAGAUUUGUUGGCACUUCCAGCUGUAGAUUGUGAUAAAGCCUUUGCCAUGCAGUUAUCACUCGAAGAGACAUUAUUGACAACUCAGACUAUUUAUUUUCAAGUUGCAUUACUUUACACUGCAUCCUGUGGAGAAAGGCGUAUCAGAGUACACACAAUGGCAGUGCCUGUAGUUACAGACUUGGCGGAUUUAUAUCGCCUGGCUGAUACUGGUGCACUUGUCUCUCUAUUUUCUAGGCUAGCUAAUGAGAAAACAUUGUCCCAAAAACUGGAAGAUGCACGGAGUGCUGUGCAACUAAGAAUUGUGAAAGCCCUCAAGGAGUAUCGAAAUCUUUAUGCUGUGCAACAUCGCUUGGCCAACAGAAUGAUAUAUCCCGAGUCUUUAAAGUUCCUAAUGUUGUAUGGAUUAGCUCUUUGUAGAUCAAUGGCUCUACGAGGAGGGUUUGGUGAUGUUCCACUGGAUGAUCGAUGUGCAGCAGGACAUACAAUCAUGAUUCUACCAAUAAAACGAUUGUUGAAACUUCUCUAUCCUAGCUUGAUUCGACUGGAUGAAUAUCUUCUAAAGCCAUCUGUACAAGCUGAUGACUUAAAAAGCAUUGAGAGAAGGUUACCUUUGGCUGGGGAGAGCUUAGACUCUAGGGGCCUUUAUUUAUAUGAUGAUGGCUUCCGGUUUAUUAUAUGGUUUGGUAGGAUGAUUUCACCUGAUAUAGCAAAGAAUUUACUCGGGGCAGAUUUUGCGGCAGAAUUAUCAAAGGCUACUCUCAAUGAGCAUAAUAAUGAAAUGUCAAGGAGGCUGAUGAGGGUACUUGAAAAGUUAAGAAAUGAUGACCGUGGAUAUUACCAGUUGUGCCAUCUUGUGAGGCAAGGUGAACAACCCAAAGAAGGAUUCCUUCUUCUUGCAAACCUUGUUGAGGACCAGAUGGGUGGUAAUAGUGGGUAUGCUGAUUGGAUGCUACAGAUAUCCCGACAAGUGCAUCACUCAUAA